CAUCGGUGAUUAUUAAAAACACCCAAAAUUUGGCGGGGAAAUUUGAUGAUUUUGAUUCAUUUACUAUUUAGAGUUUGUUGACCGACAUACAAUGUACCAGAUAUAACUUAAAUAAAAAACAUGGCGGAAUUUGACAAUUUUAAAGAAGAUCUUAACAAAACAUUUCCAUGCAGACAAUCACAGAUUAAUUUGUUGAUGUCAUUGUUUGGACAGAGACAUCAGUAUACAUAUGCCAGUUUGUUCAUCUAUGGACACACAGGUACAGGAAAGACAGCAGUCACUACUAACAUUCUUAAUCAUUUAAAGUUGCCUCAUGUUUUGGUAAACUGUGUUGAGUGUUACAGUUCCAGAUUUCUAUAUGAGAUGAUACUAAACAGUCUCCAUGGAAACAGUGUCACAGAAUCAUCUGAUUUAGUGAAGUGUGAUAAUAUGAAUGAUUUCGUUAGAAUGUUUAAGCAGGUCUCAGAAGAAAAGGGGAUUGACAAAGAAACUAUCUACAUUGUAUUAGACAAAGCAGAAAGACUUAGAGAAAUGGAAAUGAAUAUCCUGCCUGCAUUUCUCAGGUUACAAGAACUGACUCAGCAAAAUGUUUGUGUUAUUUUAUUGUCAGAGAUAGUUUGGGAGAAAUUCAGAACAGGGUCAGGCUACUGUGAACCAUUUGUUCUUCAUUUUUCUGACUACACAAAUGACCAACUUAUAGAAAUAAUGAUGCUUGAUCAUCCAACUGAAUAUGAUGAGAAUUUCUACAGAAUGUAUCUAAACCUAGUUCUGAGUGUGUUUCAGAUGGUGUGCAGAAAUUUGAAGGAGCUACAUCAUUUGGCAAGGUUGAAUUUUCAAAGGUAUGCUGAGCCAGUGAAGACAGGUGAAGCAACUGCUGAAGAUACUAGAAAAUUGUGGAAGAAUAUUGAACCUCAUCUUAAAAAGGCAUUACAGACUGUUUACCUUAGAGAAGUAUCGAGUUCACAGUGGGAGAAAAUGCAGCAGUCAAUAGAAGCUGGACAACCCCCUGCUUUGCAAGGGCUGUCAUCCAGAUCACAUGUAGAGUUACCAUACUACUCCAAGUUUCUACUGAUAGCAGCUUAUCUAGCAUCAUAUAACCCAGCUAAAACUGACAAGAGAUUCUUUGCCAAGCAUGCUGGAAAAAUGAGUAAGCAGUCAAAACUACUUAAGAAACAUGAAAGGGCCAGUAACCAUAUGCUUGGACCAAAACCAUUUGCUCUAGACAGAAUGAUGGCUAUAUUUUAUUCUGUUGUAGAAGGCAGAGUAGCUCCUACAGCAAAUAUAUUCAUGCAGAUAUCAUCUUUAGUUAGUUUGAAUUUAUUAGGACAUGUUGCAAGUGAUGAUCAGAUUGAUUCACCAAAAUAUAAGUGUCUUGUCUCCUUAGACUUUAUAAAAUCUGUUUCAAGGACAGUGAACUUUGAGGUAAUGAGGUACUUGUUUGACUUUGUAUGAAGAUGUCUGUUAAGUAGAGACUUUACUGUGAUAACAAAUCUGCAGAAUUAUUACGCACUCAAAUCAGUUACGUGAAUUGCCAGUUUUUGAGAAAUUAAAUUAAAUCAGUGAUGGUUUUCUCAGAAUGCAGAGUUAGUGGAAAAACUGUUUUGUUACUUGUGAAAAUUACAGUUGCACAUUUUUAAAUGUAGAGACUAUUUUGUGCAUAAUGUGAAUCUGUGAAAUAAAUCAAAUAAGUAAAUAUUA
Messenger RNA from Mytilus californianus (California mussel), 1698 nucleotides. RefSeq names its product origin recognition complex subunit 5-like. The record is from RefSeq and is a predicted model, not a curated record. Gene Ontology annotation, molecular function: DNA replication origin binding. Gene Ontology annotation, biological process: DNA replication; DNA replication initiation. Bases 121 to 1452 code for a protein of 443 amino acids. Gene Ontology annotation, cellular component: nucleus; nuclear origin of replication recognition complex. Lineage: Eukaryota; Metazoa; Mollusca; Bivalvia; Mytilida; Mytilidae. The transcript is spliced from 15 exons.